AUGGGAGCAAUAUUUAGUGGAAACACACCAUUAUUACAAGUGGCGGAACCAAAACUCAUUCAACAAAUUCUUGUUAAAGAUUUUCAUGUAUUUGUGGACCGAAAUUCAAUUUCUCUAAGCAGUAAACACCCGAUUGUGGGGAAGAUAUUGCCUGAACUUCAAGGGGAAGACUGGAAGAGAGUCCGAUCCAUAACUACUCCUGUAUUCACUUCCGGCAAAAUGCGGAGAAUGUAUCCAUUGGUCAGACAGUCUGUGGAGGAGUUUAUGAAUGCAUUGAGUGAAUAUUUGAAAGAUAAACAUGAGAUCAACGUUAAGGAUAUGUACGGCUGUCUAACUAUGGAUGUGAUCGCGAACUGCGCUUUCGCUGAUGCUUUCAAAGUCCCAAACAAUGCAUUUGUAGUGAAUGGAAGAAAUGUGUUUAAAAUUCCGUCCAGGAAAGAGCUAUAA
Molecule: messenger RNA, 447 nt
Organism: Medioppia subpectinata
Lineage: Eukaryota; Metazoa; Arthropoda; Arachnida; Sarcoptiformes; Oppiidae
Source: the annotation of a GenBank genome assembly